This is a messenger RNA of Vollenhovia emeryi, 4580 nucleotides long. It is a transcript of the gene Dfd, whose product is annotated as homeotic protein deformed. Gene Ontology annotation, molecular function: RNA polymerase II cis-regulatory region sequence-specific DNA binding; DNA-binding transcription factor activity, RNA polymerase II-specific. Gene Ontology annotation, cellular component: nucleus. The transcript is spliced from 2 exons. The coding region runs from base 619 to 2193 and encodes 524 amino acids. The record is from RefSeq and is a predicted model, not a curated record. Gene Ontology annotation, biological process: regulation of transcription by RNA polymerase II; anterior/posterior pattern specification. NCBI's taxonomy places the organism in Eukaryota, Metazoa, Arthropoda, Insecta, Hymenoptera, Formicidae.
CGGGGCGCGCUAUCGAGGAUCCCCCGGUGACAAUCGUGAAAUAGAGAGAAGCGAAGGGAGAAGUUGCCGCACCUGCCGCAGUGGUUCUCGCGGCGCCACUCACGUGUUGCAUGCGUGCCGUGGUUAUCCAUCAUGGUCGCGGGCUAGGAGCGGCUCCGAUUGGUCGGCUUUGCGGUCACGUGGUAUGGUAAUUGGGCUCCGGUGGGCGGGAAGGAGCGAACGAGGUCGUGUAGGAUCGCGAAAGUGGCGGAAGGAGAGGAGAGAAUAAGCAGCUGUCCACCGGGAGUCCCGUGCUCGUUCUGGCCCCGCUCUUUCCAUUUCUUUUCUCUCUUUCCCUCCCUCUCCUUCUUUCUCUCUCUUUCUCUCUCUCUUUUCCUCCUUUCGAGAAAACGUCACCCCUUUUCGCGAGAGGCGACGAGGUGCGCGGACGAUGGACCGGAGCGCAGUGCCGUGCAGUGUGUGCAUGUGAGAAUGGAUAUUAACUCGAAAUGGUGCUCCGGAUCCAAGAAUUGACGCGGGGAGCGAGAUAAGGGAGAGGGAUCGAGGAGUGCGGUCGUUUUCAAAUUCACUUGGACUAUCGCGCGCGCGUGCUUCUUCCGCGAGAAAGUAUUCGGGAACAUGAAUUCCUUCCUUCCAUCCGCCGCCGGUGGAUACCAUCACCAUCAGCACCAGCAGCAGGCUGGAAAUCAUCACCUGGCCGCCGCCGCGUCCUCGCUGGUCGACCCCAAGUUCCCUCCCAACGAGGAGUACAGCCAGAGUAAUUAUAUACCCUCGACCGGAGCGGACUUUUUCUCGAGCGGCGGCGGUCACCAUUUGAGUCAUCCGCAGUCCCAGCUGCAGUACGGCUACCACCAGCAUCACCAUCAAGCGGCGUCGACUCCUUACGGCGCCUCCUCCACCGUGCAAUUGAACGGAGGAUACGCGGGAUACGGCGGAUAUUACGGCACUCACCAUCCUCACCACCAAGUCCACGCGGUUCACGCCAGUUUACACUCUCAUCAUCACGCGGUGGGCGCUUUAGCGAUGCCGCCGGAAGCCCAGCAACCACCGCUCACGUGUCCCUCGUCGAUACAGAGUCAACAGCAGCAGCAGCAGCAGCAGCAGCCGCAACAACCGUCCGUACCGACGUCAACUAUCCUCGGCUCCACGCCUCUGUCCCCGUCUAUAAUGCAAAAUCACGUGCAGCAACCGGACGCCCUUCAGCAUCAUCAGCACGAGAAUAAUGCCUGCAGUCCGGCCGGCUCGGGUCAGUUGCACCGAGACAAUUCGCCUGAUCUUCAGGCGCAACAGUCCCUGUCUCAGCAAUCACAACAUAUACAGAGUGGUCAGCAGCAGACGCCGCCGCAGCAGCAACAGCACCAUGUGGAGGACAGCUCGGACGCGGACGACAUAGAGGACGGUCAGAUGGACGGUUCGCCGGGGAUAAUGGAGGAAGAGGAGGAGGAUGAAGAAAACAGGGAUCGCACGAUUUAUCCGUGGAUGAAGAAAAUUCAUGUUGCUGGCGUCGCGAACGGCUCAUAUCAACCUGGAAUGGAGCCAAAGCGGCAGAGAACUGCCUACACGAGGCAUCAGAUCCUCGAACUGGAAAAGGAAUUUCACUACAAUAGGUACCUGACGAGACGACGACGGAUCGAGAUCGCUCAUACUCUGGUCCUGUCGGAGCGACAGAUCAAAAUCUGGUUUCAGAAUCGCCGCAUGAAAUGGAAGAAGGACCACAAGCUACCGAACACGAAGAACGUACGUAGAAAGAAUGCGAACGGCCAAGCGUCUUCGGCAGCAGCUAAACCGGCGAAGACUUCGACGACGCGGGCGAAGUCCGGUACCGGCAACAACAAUAGCCAAAGGAAAAACAACAACUCACCUUCCAGCGGUAUGGAGAACAGCCUGGAUUCUAAUAUUGGUCACGAUUUGAGCGAAGUUCAUGGGGUCAGCUCAAGUAUUCCUCAUCCCGUUGGCGUGGUUCAUCCGAGCUUUCAAGGUCAUCCUCAUUCUCUGGCUCAUCUCCAAGCACAGCUGAGUCAUCAUCACGUGGGUGGAAUGAUGGACGGUCCGACGGGAGGACCGUUGGGACACAUAAGUUCCGGAAGUAUCAGUCCUCUUGCCCCGGCUACCAGUCCUCCCGGAUUGUCGCAAAUAUCAGCCCCCGUGCCGCCAUCGGCGAUAAAAUCCGACUAUGGACUCACGGCACUGUAACAUCCAUUCCGUGAGAUAUAUUCAGAGAUAUAACUUUUUUAAUAUCAUUUAAAACGACCGCCCUCCUCGGAUUCCACCGUUUGACCGGAUAUUUAUUGCAAAUUAGACGAACGUAGCUUGAGAUUUUCCUCAUUGCAACGUGGACGAGGAGAGUAGUCUCAGAACGUGGGUUGAACUCUCACAAUCUUCAAACGGCAGUAUUAUUUUUCUUUUACUUACGUGAUACCAAUAUGACAAAUGUCUAACAACCACAAUUUAACUAAGACGUAAAAUGCUAGAUCCAAAAUUAUUUAGCUAUUUCUUAAAUCUAUUAUAUAGAAAAAUGUUUCUUGUUUUGUAAAAUUGUGAAAGCCAAGUCCGAAAGAUUUGUCAUAGAACAUAAAAGAUAGAGAGAGAGAGAGAGAGACAUAAUUCUCUGUAGUAAACGAAAAUAAUAUCUGGAUGAAAGAUUAAGUACUGUCAAGUUAUCAGGUCAUCAAUAAUCAUUUGUUAUUAAUAAUUUAUAAUGAUUAUUUACGCCAAAAUAUCAAGACAGUUUAUUGUUUGUUUCAAUUUUCUGCUGCACGAGUACAUGAGUACUAAAGUUGUAUGAUUUCGAUUUUAUAAGCAUCGGUUAUUGAAUUAGUUGAACUAAGUUAAACAUUUCAAUAAUAAUGCUAUGACAAAUCCUGCAAUCGUUGUUAGCAUUGUUCAAUUACAGUUGUCCUCAAAUUAUUCAUAUUAUUGCAAAUUCCAAUCAAUGAUGAUGAAAUUUGAACAAAGAUUUCUGGUAUUACGCGUUUCACUGUUUGCAGAUUGAACACUAACAUAUCUACAGUAAAUGAUAUAUAUAUACAUUCUUAUCGCAUAAAGUUACUUAAGGUAUAUACAUAUUUGGAAUAUAUGAGUCUAGAUAUUCAUGCAUCAGAAAUUAUAAAAUUAUUUUCUUUAAUUUAGGUAUUAUAAUAAUACGCCAUUACUCUUAUUUCUGGAAUUUAUAAUUUUUACACGUCAAAUGUCUACACUUGUCAAGCUCUGAUGUGGCUUAAGCUGCGUGACUCUUGACGCACGAUUAUCUAUACCAUAUCCAAACAUGUCUGACUUCAUGUGAUAACAUAUAUAUGGCUUCUACUGUAAAAUAUGAUAAAAAAAUGUGCAUGUUUCACGCGUAACGUAUACGAUAUAAACAUCUGAAAGAUUAGAAUCCUACACCUGGCCCAUAAGAGUACAUGAGCGUGCAAACAAAACUGUAUAAAAAUCAAAUGUGCAGAAUUCCUUAAAUUAUAACGUAGUUUUUUGCAACGAAAAAAUUAUACUAGUAAAAGAAGUUGUGAGCUCCGUUAAAUGCUUCCUCUGUGUCUCCAAGCAUUUGGGGAUAUCUCGAAUUAUAAGUUUUGAUAAGAAAUGCCCCCAGUUACUUGGAGACACAAAAGGAAACGUUGAAACGGUAUUUACAACUUGUUUUAUUAACGUGACUUUUUAAUUGCAUAUAAUACGAAUAUUCAAAAGAAAAUUGAUGAAAUGUGAAUUGUAUAUAUCCGAUUUUAUGUAUGUAUAUACUAGUGUAAAGAGAAUUUUAUUACAAUACGAUUGAAGUAGUGUUCAUAUUUCGUAUAUUAUUGAAUUAUAUGUUGGUAUUAACAUAUAAUACAAAUUUACAUUAUAGAUGAAAAUUGAACUUUUAAUUAAAACUUUUAAUCAUUACGAUAUGACUGCAGAGUGUUUGUUACUAAACUAAUAUUAGAAUGCAGCAAAUUUUUAGUAAUACCGCAAACAUAAUUUCCACCUAUGUUAUGUCAUUCUGGAAAAACUAUUACCCAUUCGGAGUAGUUUAAUUGCCGGAAUACUUCGAAAGAUCUCUUUAAACACACAAAAAGAAUAAUAACACGAGUUAAUUAAAACUACCCUACUUCAACACAUCCUUCCGUGACGGGACAUUGUAAAUAAUUUGAAAUGAAUAGUAUAUAUUUUUACCGAAAGUCAGAGCGAGAGGAAUGACCAAUAAUAAUUAGGACGCAAUUGCACCGUGAAUAAAUCGGAAGUUGUACUAUUAAGCGAGUAGUAAUCAAACAAUUAAUGCACAGAACAGCUGUGACGAUAUACCAAAACAAUAUUAUUACAUGUAAGAAACAGAGUUAUAAACAUUAAGGUACAUUAAUUCUAAAGAAUCGAAUUAGUGUAACUAGUGAGGGAGCGUAAGGAAUAAGUGUAUGAGUUUCGAGAUUGUUCUAUAAGUGUGACAUUAUACCCCUCUUUGCUAUAAUUAUUAAUUGUAUAUAGCAUGUACGAUAAGGACAUCAUUGGGCACACUUCAAGGCUUAUGUUUAUAUUGAUCGUAAGGAUCGAUGAACACUAUACAACUGUCAAGUAAAUAAAUGAAUAAAUAAAUGUUUCGUAAUUUACAAUAA